UUCUUUAAAUUCAUAUUGGUUUUGUUUUGAGAGUUGGAAUCUUGGUGCUGGUAGGAGAUUCUUUUGUGUGGACUUUCUGUUAUUUAGGGUAGAGAGAGAGAGAGAGAUUGGAUUGUACGGUGAAAGGUAGAAAAUUCAUAUGGAAUUGAGUAUGGAAAUGACUCCAAGAGUAGAGGUUGAGGAAGACAGCGACAGCAAUAAAGGAAGCAUGUGGGAUUUGGAUCAGAAACUUGAUCAGCCCAUGGAUGAGGAAGCUGGAAGGCUCAGAAAUAUGUACAGGGAAAAGAAGUUCUCAGCCCUUUUACUUCUGCGGCUUGCCUUCCAGAGUCUUGGGGUGGUUUAUGGAGACUUGGGCACCUCUCCCUUGUACGUGUUCUACAAUACGUUCCCUCGUGGAAUCAAUGAUUCAGAUGAUGUGAUUGGAGCUCUUUCAUUGAUCAUAUACUCGCUUACUCUUAUCCCACUCCUUAAGUAUGUCUUCAUCGUGUGUAAAGCAAAUGACAACGGCCAAGGUGGAACAUUUGCCCUCUACUCGUUACUCUGUCGGCAUGCUAAAGUUAGAACUAUUCCAAAUCAACAUCGAACAGAUGAAGAGCUGACAACAUAUAGCCGUUCCACUUUCCAUGAGCAAUCAUUUGCUGCUACAACUAAGCGAUGGUUGGAGAGAUAUGCAUUCAGAAGGAAUGCGCUUCUUAUUCUUGUCCUUGUUGGCACUUGUAUGUUGAUUGGUGAUGGGAUUCUCACUCCAGCAAUAUCUGUUCUUUCAGCUUCUGGCGGGAUCAAGGUAAACCACCCCAAACUAAGUAACGAUGUAGUUAUAGUUGUUGCAGUUGUAAUAUUGGUGGGUUUGUUUAGCAUGCAACACUAUGGAACAGAUAAAGUCAGCUGGCUCUUUGCCCCAAUUGUGCUGCUUUGGUUUCUCUUAAUUGGGGGUAUCGGCCUGUUCAACAUCUGGAAAUAUGAUACUGGUGUUCUGAAAGCCUUUUCACCUGUAUAUAUUUAUCGGUAUUUUAGAAGGGGAGGUAGAGAUAGUUGGACUUCCCUGGGAGGGAUUAUGCUCAGUAUAACUGGUACGGAGGCACUUUUUGCUGAUCUAGCCCAUUUUCCAGUUUCAGCUGUACAGAUUGCUUUUACCGCAGUUGUUUUUCCUUGUCUUCUUUUAGCAUAUUCUGGACAAGCCGCUUAUCUUAUGCAAAACAAGGAACAUGUGGUUGAUGCAUUCUAUCGUUCUAUUCCAGAUAGAAUAUAUUGGCCAAUGUUCAUUGUCGCAACUGCAGCUGCUGUAGUCGCGAGUCAGGCUACCAUAACUGCAACUUUUUCAAUAAUCAAGCAGGCUCUUGCACUUGGAUGUUUUCCAAGAGUCAAAGUUGUACAUACAUCAAAAAAGUUCCUAGGCCAGAUAUAUAUUCCAGAUAUAAAUUGGAUCCUUAUGAUCCUUUGCAUCUGUGUCACUGCUGGUUUCAAGAACCAAAUUCAAAUCGGUAAUGCUUAUGGUAAGUUUGUUGAAGAGAAUGACUUAUGGACAGCUGUUGUGAUAGUCAUGCUGGUAACCACUUUGCUAAUGAUUCUAAUCAUGUUAUUGGUGUGGCGCUGCCAUUGGAUUCUUGUCUUGCUGUUCACUGGCUUAUCACUGGUUGUGGAAUGCACCUACUUCUCUGCUGUACUCUUCAAGAUUGAUCAAGGUGGGUGGGUGCCGCUUGUGAUUGCAGCUGCCUUUCUUGUCAUCAUGUAUGUUUGGCAUUAUGGUACAUUGAAACGUUACGAGUUUGAGAUGCACAGUAAGGUUUCUAUGGCAUGGAUUGUAGGGCUUGGCCCCAGUUUAGGACUGGUGAGAGUCCCAGGGAUUGGGCUUGUGUACACCGAGCUGGCAAGAGGGGUUCCCCGCAUCUUUUCUCACUUCAUUACAAAUCUACCUGCCAUACAUUCUGUUGUUGUUUUUGUCUGUGUGAAGUACCUCCCUGUCUACACUGUCCCUGAAGAAGAGAGAUUCCUUGUCAAGCGGAUUGGACCAAAGAAUUUUCACAUGUUUCGUUGUGUUGCAAGGUAUGGAUAUAAAGACCUUCACAAGAAGGAUGAAGAUUUUGAGAAAAAACUCUUUGAUAGCCUGUUCUUGUUUGUCCGGCUCGAGACUAUGAUGGAAGGAUGUUCAGAUUCAGACGAGUAUAGUUUAUAUGGGCCGCAAACUGAGCGGUCGAGAGAAGCCCUUUUGAAUGAUAAUGGAAACACAGCUUCCUCGUUUGCUGAUCCCACUAUUUCAUUCGUUGACUCGAUCGUGCAGAUCAGGUCUCCAUCACACGCAAAUUUUACCAGUAAGUCGUCCGAUCGAACUAGCAGCCAGGCGGAGGUUGACCAGACAGAAUUUUUGAAUAAUUGUAGGGAUGCUGGGGUGGUGCACAUAAUGGGGAAUACGGUGGUGAGAGCUAGGAGGGAUUCAACAUUCUACAAGAAGAUAGCUGUUGAUUAUAUAUAUGCAUUUCUUAGAAAAAUUUGUAGGGAAAACAGUGUGAUUUUUAAUGUUCCCCAUGAGAGUCUCUUGAACGUCGGACAGAUAUUCUAUGUAUAAAUAUUUUUUUUAUGCAACUGUUGAUAAGAGCAA
Molecule: messenger RNA, 2596 nt
Organism: Populus euphratica (Euphrates poplar)
Lineage: Eukaryota; Viridiplantae; Streptophyta; Magnoliopsida; Malpighiales; Salicaceae
Product: potassium transporter 10-like
Exons: 8
Coding region: 140-2563 (807 amino acids)
Biological process (GO): potassium ion transmembrane transport
Cellular component (GO): membrane
Molecular function (GO): potassium ion transmembrane transporter activity
Source: RefSeq, a predicted model, not a curated record